Molecule: messenger RNA, 1859 nt
Organism: Coffea arabica (coffee)
Lineage: Eukaryota; Viridiplantae; Streptophyta; Magnoliopsida; Gentianales; Rubiaceae
Product: AT-hook motif nuclear-localized protein 18-like
Biological process (GO): vegetative to reproductive phase transition of meristem
Cellular component (GO): nucleus
Molecular function (GO): DNA-binding transcription factor activity; minor groove of adenine-thymine-rich DNA binding
Source: RefSeq, a predicted model, not a curated record
UCAAUCUCCUCUCCCUCUCUCCUUCUGCUUUGCUGAUUGCCAAUGAGGCUUGACCUAACCCUAACUCCAAACUCCUUCACCCCUUCUCUCCCCUAAAAAAGGUAAGUGAAAAAGGUUCCCCUCGCAACCCAAAACAAAGUACUAGCUAGCUACCAGCAGUAGAUACUUCUUUGUUUGUAGUAACAAACACCUAGCUACCAUAUUCCCAACCUUAAAACAUUAUUUUCCCCAAACUCUUUCAUCUCACUCUCUCUCUCUCUCGCUAACUUCCUCAUCUCCCUCUUACCUGAAUUUUAUGCGUGGUUAUCACAUGAAAUUUUGAAGAUCUGAAAGAUGGUUGAUUCAGCUCAAACUUCGGUAAGCGAUGCUCCCACGCCCACACCCAUGCCCACGCCCGUCCAACUCUUUUCAGGUGAAGGUUAGUAGCAGCAUACUAGCAUAGCAUCAUCUCAAUUCAUUCAGGCCCUCUUCCCCCUCCCUCUUCAAGAAACUUAAAGAGAGAGAGAGAGAGAGAGAGAGAUAGAGUCCCAAAAAAGUAAGCUUAGCAAAUAUUUGCAGAAAUUGCACCUUCCAGUUCCAAAUCCUCAGCACCCCUUAAUUAGCAUCGAAACAACAGUUCCUGCAAGAAAUGGAUCAGCUCACAGCUCACGGCCGACCUCUUCCGCCACCUUUUCAUACCAGGGAUCUUCAGCUCCAGCACCAUCCUCAUCAGUUCCAACAACAUCACCAUCAGCACCACAAGGCUGAGGACGAAAACAGCGGUAGUAGCACCCCAAACCGGGGUAGCCAGAAAAGAGAUCGAGACGAGAGUUUCAUGAUUCCUACUUGCAGUUCCAUAUCAUCCAUGAACGCCACCUCCGGCUCCCACCAUGGAACUGGAGGAAGUGAUCAAGGGAACAAAGAACUCGUCCCAGCUGGAAACGGCGGCGGAGGAGACAAUAAUCAUGACGAAGUCAGAAGAAGACCAAGAGGAAGGCCGGCCGGUUCCAAGAACAAGGCUAAACCCCCUAUCAUCAUCACUCGUGAUAGUGCAAAUGCCCUCAGAUCCCAUGUUAUGGAAAUUGCCAGUGGCUGCGACAUCCAAGAGAGUGUAUCAAAUUUUGCGACCAGAAGGCAAAGAGGGGUUUGCAUUUUGAGUGGGAACGGAACCGUUAAUAAUGUUACACUCAGGCAGCCAGCUGCACCGGGCGCAGUCGUGACUUUACACGGAAGAUUCGAAAUCCUAUCGCUUUCGGGUUCAUUCUUACCCCCUCCAGCACCAGCUGCGGCUUCUGGGUUGACUAUAUAUUUAGCCGGUGGUCAGGGGCAAGUAGUUGGUGGAAGUGUAGUUGGGCCGCUACUCGCGGCUGGUCCGGUUGUGAUCAUGGCUGCAUCAUUUGGUAACGCUGCAUAUGAAAGACUACCAUUAGAGGAUGAUGAAACGGCGGCUGUUCCUCCCCCGGGUAGUGGACCUUUGGGAUCGCCUGGGGCCGGAAUUGUUGGACAACAGCAGCCGCAACAGUCACAACAGCUUCUACCUGAUCCUAGUUCAUCCCUUUUUCAUGGGAUGCCUCCAAAUCUCCUAAAUUCGUGUCAAUUACCAGCUGAGGCCGCUUACUGGGGAACUGGUCGUCCUCCGUUUUGACAUAUCGGGAAUUCUGUGGUUUAAUAUCUUGAUCACAUGAUUUGACCAUCAUCCGAUCAUUUUGCAUUCUUCUUCUCCUACUUUUUUUCUCCUACUGGUAGUUGUGUUUAUGGUGUUAAUUAAUUAUCUGAUGAUGAUUAGAUUGCCUUUUUUUUUUCUUUUGGAAGAGGGAUGUACAAAUUCAUGAAUUCUUUGUGGGUUCUUCUCUAUUUUAAUUUCUAGAACAGUUGUUGAA